This is a messenger RNA of Spinacia oleracea (spinach), 1484 nucleotides long. Its product is annotated as protein DUF642 L-GALACTONO-1,4-LACTONE-RESPONSIVE GENE 2-like. NCBI's taxonomy places the organism in Eukaryota, Viridiplantae, Streptophyta, Magnoliopsida, Caryophyllales, Amaranthaceae. The coding region runs from base 84 to 1232 and encodes 382 amino acids. The record is from RefSeq and is a predicted model, not a curated record. The transcript has 3 exons.
UAAUUAAUUAGUGCAGAGUAUUAUAUAUAUUGGUAGCCUCAUUAUCUAGUUUAAUUACACAUUUUUGUCUCCAUCGACAAACAAUGGCAUCAUUUAAUUCAGUUUGCUGUGUUUUACUGUUGUUGAUGAUAAACAGCCGCAGUUAUGUCGCCGCACAGCUUGCUCCGGUCAGCGUCAUUUCCAGUGAUGGUGUUAUACCAAACGGAAACUUUGAAGAAGCACCAAACCCGUCGAAUCUAAAAAAGAUAACAAUAGUAGGUAAGUACUCCCUGCCUAAAUGGGUGAAGAGGGGCUUAGUCCGAUACGUAUCUGGUGGUCAUAAACGCGUUGGCUUUACAUUCAACGUUUCACGUGAUGUCCACGCGGUGAGCUUAGGCCAGGAUGCUUCUAUAUUACAAUAUAUGAGACUCAAACAUUGGACGUACUACUCUAUAACUUUUAGUGCAACAAGGACAUGUCCACUCGAUAAAUUUAUAAGGAUAACCUACGGCGGCGGUUCAGCAGAUUUCGGUUUUCCAUCUAAAACAUUGUAUUUAAGCGACAAAGCAGACACUUUUGCUUGGGGUCUUCGGACCGCUACCGGUACAUCUUAUAUCCAUUUUUCUAACCCAACUGGUCACCCUAAGUAUCCCGCUUGCGGACCACUUAUACAAGCUGUUGCAAUCAAGGAGUUACCUCCACCCCCUAUCAUGACCACAGGUAACAACCUUAUACAUAAUGGAAACUUCGAAAUUGGUCCUUAUACAUUAGAGAAUUUCACAACUGGGGUCUAUAUCCAUCCAUAUACUUUGAAUCCUAUUUCUCCACUUCCUGGUUGGAUAAUCGAAUCCCGGUAUACCAUUAGGUACAUUACCUCAAAAGACUUCUUCAUACCAUCAGGAUCUUCUGCCGUUGAAUUAUUAGUUGGAGGGAAAACAAAUGCCAUAGCUCAAGUAAUAGGUACAACACCAAAAAUGUAUUACAACCUUACCUUUACUAUUGGAGAUGCCAAUAAUGGCUGCAUUGGUUCUAUGGAAGUUCAAGCAUCUGCCGAUAAAGAAACCAUUAAAGUGAAAUAUGAGUCUCAAGGUAAAGGUGGUGUAACGCAUGCAAGUCUCAGGUUCCAAGCUGUGUCACUCUCAUUUACAACUAGGAUAUCAUUUUGGAGUGUGUUUUAUCACAAUACUAUCGAUGAUCCUAACCGUUUCUGCGGUCCGGUGCUGGAUAAUGUUCGGGUUGUACUCGAUCAGUAAUUAUAACAAACUAUGAUGAAAACCUAGCCCCUCUAUCCGGAAUUAUCAGGCCAAUCGCAUCUGUACUUCUACAUAAAUUAAGUUCUACGAGAUGUUAGAUUUGACCUUUAUGUAAAAUAUCUUCAAUCUUUUUUUCUUUUUAUGAAAUGUUGGCAUUAUUGUAGCUAAUUCUGGGUAGAUCAAGAUGAAUUGUUAUGUUUAGGAAACUGAACUGAUUUCAUGAUUUCAACCUAAGAAUUUUUUAAUACUUAA